CUCCAGUUGGGGUGGGGAGUCCCAGCUAAGGUAGGCAGGACACAAGAGCCUGCAGCUUGCUCUCUCAUCCAACUUUUAGGGGAGUGAAGGAAAGACACUGUAUCCCAACUUUUUUCCUUUUCUUCGAUCUCCUUACAGGAGAAAUUUAACAGGCCAAGGGAGGGGCUGAGGAAGAGACCGCAGAGAUGGGAAGUGGAAUAAGUGCUGAGGACAAAGAAUCGGCCAAGAGAUCCAGGGAACUGGAAAAGAAGCUGCAGGAGGAUGCUGACAAGGAAGCCAAGACUGUCAAGCUGCUAUUGCUAGGUGCUGGUGAGUCAGGAAAGAGCACGAUCGUUAAACAGAUGAAGAUCAUUCAUCAGGAUGGCUAUUCACCAGAAGAAUGCCUGGAGUUCAAGUCUGUCAUCUAUGGGAAUGUGUUGCAGUCCAUCCUGGCUAUCAUCCGGGCCAUGCCAACACUGGGCAUUGACUAUGCAGAACCAAGUUGUACGGAUGAUGGUCGGCAGCUCAACAACCUGGCUGAUUCUACUGAGGAGGGGACCAUGCCUCCCGAGCUGGUGGAGGUCAUCAGGAAGUUGUGGAAUGAUGGUGGAGUACAAGCCUGCUUUGACAGAGCUGCAGAGUACCAGCUCAAUGACUCGGCAUCUUACUACCUGAACCAGCUGGAUCGAAUUACAGACCCUGACUACCUCCCUAAUGAACAAGAUGUGCUCCGAUCCAGAGUCAAAACCACAGGCAUCAUUGAAACCAAGUUUUCUGUCAAAGACUUGAAUUUCAGGAUGUUUGACGUGGGAGGGCAGAGAUCAGAAAGGAAGAAGUGGAUCCACUGUUUUGAAGGAGUGACCUGCAUCAUUUUCUGUGCAGCUCUCAGUGCUUAUGAUAUGGUGCUGGUGGAAGAUGAUGAAGUGAAUCGUAUGCAUGAGUCUUUGCAUCUGUUCAACAGCAUAUGUAACCACAAGUUCUUCGCGGCUACAUCCAUUGUCCUCUUUCUCAACAAGAAGGACCUCUUUGAGGAAAAAAUCAAAAAAGCCCAUCUCAGUAUUUGUUUUCCAGAGUAUGAUGGAAACAACUCCUAUGAAGAUGCGGGGAAUUAUAUCAAGAGCCAGUUCCUUGACCUCAAUAUGAGAAAAGAUGUCAAAGAAAUCUACAGUCAUAUGACCUGUGCUACUGAUACACAGAAUGUCAAAUUUGUAUUUGAUGCAGUUACAGAUAUCAUCAUCAAAGAAAACCUCAAGGAUUGUGGGCUUUUCUAAUACCAUUCCUCAGGUUAGAAUCUGAGUAAUCUCAACCAGAAAGUUAUAGGGCGAUAGGCCAUGACAUGAAGAAUGAUUCCAUUCUCUAUUGGAGACGGAGAAUGCAUGACUACGACUGUAUCUCAUGUGUUCUAAGUGGGAUAGCUGGUACAGGUUAAAGAGCACAAGGCUGGGAGUCCUAAGACCCAUGUUCCAGGUACUCAUUCUAGUUAAUACAAGAAUAUGAAUACUUCAUUUUUCUGCGUUUCAAAUCCCUCAUCUAAAAAACGAAGAUAACUUUUCUAACCUACUUCACACAGUUAUUCUGGAGCACAAACCUAACUGAAGGGAAGGCACAUAAAAGCUGUGUAGUUCAUCUCAGAAACCAAGCCUACAGAAAGGCUGCAAUUUAUUACAUUCAAAAUCUGGUUUUUAGAAUGAAUUAUCCCAAUAAACUAUCCUAAGCAUAAUGGCAAGUCUUCCCCUACAGUCUGCAAUAAACUAUUCAAAACGAGACCUCAGUAAACUUACCACUCCCUUUUUACUAAUAGAUCUCUAUGUGCCUUAUUUCACAGAUCUGUAUCACUGGAUAGGAGAUGUGAGAUGUUGGUUUCUAAGGCACACACAUCCAGAAAUCUUAUUAAGCAUAGAUUAUCUCUCUGUUCCCCAGGCUGCCAAAUACACUGAGUUUCCUUUAUCUCUAUAAAUAACUGCUUUGCUAUCGAAGACACUUUCUGACUAUACUUGGAGGACACCAACACACUCCCACUUACGAUUUUAUUGCUACCACUUUUGUAUCAUAGAAUUUAGAACAAGUGAGCAAUCUAAAAUUUUCAUGUCAACUGCUGCAUAUCUCAGAACAAAAAAGACUGCUGAGCUUGCUUUAGGCACUGAAAAUCUUUGCAGUUGGGUCCAUGAGAAGCUGGCUGCAAACAACACCCCCUCCCCAUGGAUUAAGGAGGAAAUUACUCCUUUGAACUCUUCUGAGGGGAAAUGAAGCUUGCAUUUAUCUUGACAGGAGGUGGAGAAGUCAGGUAUAGAUUUAGCAUUUACAACCACUAGUGAGGAAAGCUCUUGGCAUCCAAGGUUUAGUAUAUAAAAGAAAAGUGUCAAUUAAAAUGAAAAUCUGCUCCUUGCCAGAAACACCCAUUCACAAGUAGGCUGCUUCCAGCAAUAUGAGCUUGAAAUACAAUAAAGGAUAAAUUUGCUAUUAAAAUUGGAUUUGUUUAAUAGUCUUUCUGAUUUCCUAAAACUAAAUAAAUACAAACUUGUGAGGGGAAUUACCACAGGAACUAGUCUGGCUAUACCUACUCAUUUAAAAACUUAAGUCGCUCCAGUAUGCCAAGAAAAAUUUAAAUAUAUACCUAGGCCAAAAAAACAAACCUGGUUGGACUGGAGGUGUGGCUCAAUUGGAAGA
Castor canadensis (American beaver) is the source of this 2646-nucleotide messenger RNA. RefSeq names its product G protein subunit alpha transducin 2 (gene Gnat2). Gene Ontology annotation, molecular function: GTP binding; GTPase activity; G-protein beta/gamma-subunit complex binding. The record is from RefSeq and is a predicted model, not a curated record. Gene Ontology annotation, biological process: adenylate cyclase-modulating G protein-coupled receptor signaling pathway; detection of chemical stimulus involved in sensory perception of bitter taste. Gene Ontology annotation, cellular component: photoreceptor inner segment; heterotrimeric G-protein complex; cytoplasm. NCBI's taxonomy places the organism in Eukaryota, Metazoa, Chordata, Mammalia, Rodentia, Castoridae.